AUGUUAAUCCUCAUUUUAUUUUCAACUUUAUUCUUUCAAAUCAAUGCAGAUUCGUUCUCUUGUCCAACAAAUGUGACAUGUCUGCAAAAAGAAACAUGUUGUGAAACAACAACUGGUCUAUGGGCAUGUUGUCCAAUGGAAAGUGGAGUUUGUUGUAAUGAUGGACUUCAUUGUUGUCCAAAAGAUCAUCUUUGUUUGUCAAAUGGAACUUGUCAUUCUGCAACGAAUCAAUCUUCAUCAUUAUCUUUUCCUCUGAAAGAUACUUUAUCAAUAGUUUCAUGUCCAGAUGGAAGUUCAUGUCCCAAUGGAAAUACAUGUUGUCAAAUAUCAUCAGGAGAAUAUGCGUGUUGUCCUUUACCUGAUGCUGUUUGUUGUAGUGAUUCAAUUCAUUGUUGUCCAAAUGGAUACGAAUGUAAUGUCGAAAGAGGACAAUGUUUACAAGACAAAUCUUCCAUACCGUGGGCAACGAAGAUUUCAUCAAUUCGCAAAGAUAAUCCAAUAGAUUUCUCUCCAUUAAAGAUCAACACUCAAAUUAUUUGUCCUGAUGCCACAAGUUUGUGUCCAUCGACAUCAACAUGUUGUUUAACAAAACAGUUAACCUGGGGUUGUUGUCCAAUUGAAAAAGCAGUAAACAUAGUUAAUUUGAAAUCAAAAUUUAUACAAAAAUUAUUUAAGGUUUGCUGUGCUGAUCAUAUUCAUUGUUGUCCAACACAUUAUAAAUGUAAUUUACAUGAAUCAAAAUGUGAUCAUCCAUUGUUCAAUUCAAUUCCUCUAUUGAAAAAACACAAAUCGAUAAAAUUAUCGAAAACGAUUCGAAAACCACUUGUUGAACAAACGUCUUUAUCAACAAUUCAAUGUCCUGACAAAAAAUCUUAUUGUCCAGAAGAAACAACAUGUUGUCAAUUAGGAGAUGGGUCAUAUGGAUGUUGUCCAUAUGCUGAAGCAUCCUGUUGUUCCGAUAAAAUUCAUUGUUGUGAAAAAGGUUAUUCAUGUGAUAUAACCUCUAAACGAUGUAUAAGAAGUUUUAUUCAACCAUUUGGUUUAUUGAAUCCAGUUGAAGAUAUUUUAUGUCCAGAUGGAAUAACUCAAUGUUCAUCAACAACAACUUGUUGUCCAAAUAAAGAUAAAGAUCCAGUUUCAUAUUCAUGUUGUCCUUAUGCAAAAGGUGUUUGUUGCGGAAGAAAUGGUUCUAUUUGUUGUCCCAAUAAUUAUCAAUGUGAUGAAACUCAACUAUCUUGUCAAUUACAAGAUUCAAAAAGUUUAUUGAGAAAUCGUCGACAAAUUGAUAUUGAUUUUCAUCAAUGUGGCCUAUCAGAUUUUGGUUGUUCAGCAAGUCAAACAUGUUGUCGUACAUAUGGUUCAUCAGAUGGAGAUUAUGCUUGUUGCAAUUUUCCUGGAGCUCAAUGCUGUGAAGAUGGUCGACAUUGUUGUCCAAAAGGUACAAGAUGUGAUACACAAUAUGGUGGUUGUAUUCAAGAAUGA
Molecule: messenger RNA, 1482 nt
Organism: Adineta ricciae
Lineage: Eukaryota; Metazoa; Rotifera; Eurotatoria; Adinetida; Adinetidae
Source: the annotation of a GenBank genome assembly